Molecule: messenger RNA, 1571 nt
Organism: Hevea brasiliensis (rubber tree)
Lineage: Eukaryota; Viridiplantae; Streptophyta; Magnoliopsida; Malpighiales; Euphorbiaceae
Exons: 1
Coding region: 312-1421 (369 amino acids)
Source: RefSeq, a predicted model, not a curated record
AGCUCUGCUUGAGCAGCAUGGAAGCGAGUGUAAUACAAGAAAUAAAUAUCAUAAUCAUAAGAGAAGAAAGAAAGUAGCGUCGAAAGUCUUGAAACCUAUCUCCUCAAUAAUUAAGUAAGAGGAGCUUAUAGGUGGUGGCCUAAGCGCGUUGAAGCUAUUGGCCUAUAUGCUUAACACAUCCAAUUCUAACGAAGUUUUCUUGGAAACGAUUUGAGAUUCCGUAAGUAACUUAGUGACUUUAGGAAAAAGAAAAUGAAAUACGAACAACCGCGCUGGUCGUACCGAAAUUUUUGACAAGACAAAGGAAUACCAUGGCUAUCGUUCGUUAUUUACUUACCUUAAUUAGUUUCUUUGCAGCAAGUUUUUUCGGACGUUUUCUAGGAUCAGAAGGAAGAGCUAUAAUGACGACUGGUAUAAAUCUGGUAGUUCUCGGAAUCUUGUUAUUUGGCUUCAUCUUUCUCUUUAAUUUUUAUCGUUGUCCAUUGUCAAAAAAGUACGGCCUUCCACUUGUCUAUGUUAUCCAGCUUUCUAUUCUUUUUUUCGUUUCUUUCUUUUUUUACGGUGUUCGAAUCUAUUCCAUUUCUCGCGUAGGCAUUUAUUUGAGUGAUCUUUGUUCUGUUGCUGUCGUCGGGUUUCUUUUACAUUUCUCAGGAGAAGAGAUCAUUACUAAUUCGGACUCUUCGGGCUCAGCAAACUCGGGGUCGCUUCUUAGAAUAAUUCAAGCUCCAAGUCCCGGUACACAGGCAGAAGUAUUCGAAAUACCCCCCACUCCGGACCCCGAGCCGGCGGUUCUACCACAAGCUGCGGAGCCCGAUAAUUCCUUUCCGGCGAUUACAUCCGAUGACUAUGAAAUUUUACGACAAGUCAUGCUGGGGGAGAACCCUGGUAGCCCUUCUAUCAAUUCUUCUCCCCCAAGGAUGGCAAUCAAUGAAGCUCAGGCUGGUCCUUCAAACACUUCUUGGUCCAAUUCAAAUAGAAAGCCUUUUUUUACUACUCCCGAUAUAAGUUUAGAAAACUCCCUUUUUAAUAGAAUUCGGAUCCUCGAAAGUGAGAAUUGCCUCUUUCUUAAUCAGGAUCCAUGCGAGAAAGGGAGUUAUUUUUCGGAAGUCAAAAUAAAACUUAAUCAAGCUUUAUUUCAACGGGAAUAUAACACACAGCUCCACUUUGAAAAUGAAUAUCUGAAUGUUGUGGAGCGGAAACACUCAUGUCUCGCUGCCUUCCGCCAAGUGCUUUCUGCCCAUCCUGCCUUGGCCGAAAAUGCUGGUUACAAACCAGAGGAAGCCUUUCAAGAUUUCGUGGUCGACAGGCUAGAACAGCUAGAGGGGCUAGAGGGCGGAUGGUACAAGAAGGAGAUGCAAUACCUAAUGGAUAUGGAGAAAGAUAUCAAUAAAUAUGGCCUCGCCUCUACUUAUAUAAUAUAAAAUAAAUCCUAUCCUAUUAUAGCUAGGUGGUGGUAUAUUUCUUUUUAUUCUUAUUUUUGGUGCGCUCAUUUCGAAUUGUUGUUCUUUUUGACCGAAGAAAACUUUAGGAGUCUGAGCUCGGUUGUUCGGAGACGAAAAGAGAUGAGAUGG